GGUCUUAGGCUGCAGCUGCCUGCCCUCCCGGGCCCGCAUUCAGCGCACUACAGCCAUUUCAGAGAAAUGUCAGCUAGUGUGAAUGCAAAUGCAGCCAUUGGCACCAAGCCACAGCUACUGGCCAGCAGCAGCAAGCCUGUAUCAAGUUAAGCCCCGUCACCUUCCGUCUGGUCUGCAUCUCGAUCUAGCUCAGGUCCCCGUCACCUUCCGCCUGCUGCACUCAACGACAUCUCGAUACCUCAAGACCCGUUCAAGAGCCUUCAACCUGGUCAAGUCCCCCUAGGAUCAGUGGUUAAAGCACGCAGGGUGUCAUCAUAUGUACUGCGUAUGCCGCCAGCAGGGCGCUGCCGAACCGACCUGGGGCCGCUCUCGCCCCUGCUAAGCAUUGCUGUUCUAGGGCACGUACGGUUGCGCAAAUAUUUGAAAUGCCUUGUCUCAAGGGGGGCAGCGUGGUUGUCACAUAAUUGUCUUGCUCGGAGGCGUGUAGAUGAGCGAUGCUGGUUAGAUGUGUGCGGUGUGUGCAUGGGCCUUGGCUGCUAGACACACUUGGUUGUUGUUUGCAGAGACGUGUAAUUUCUGUCACUUAUGUGAGGGACUACUAGCUGAUUUCUUUCCGUCCCGCCCGCCUUAUUUGGAUCGUUUUUCUCUGUGGUUUAGGUGCCUGGAGGACACCAGGUAGCAGCGGCGCUGGCGUUCAUCCAGGAUCAGGCAGCAGGUGGUAGCGCGUAUGUCAGGACCGGGUUGGGGGGAGGUUUCUGCUCGGCGGCAAACUGAAAGUUGACGGGCAGACCCGCAGCCGCAGCCAGGUGGAGGGCUGCGGUGCGGGCAAGGCUCGAGUUCAGCCAGGCCCGGGUUCGCCUCAAAAGACAAGCGUGUGGGGCCCCUAGCCUCUGAGCCCUGGCUCUCGCGCAUCGUUGGCGCGACCGCAAAUCCAGAGGGCCAAAACUUCGACAUGGCAACGUGUAGGUUGUGCAGCCGCGGCGCCGGAGUGGCUGGUGCUGAAGUGCUUUUGGGGCGGCAGCACGAAGGAGAGCGUGGCGCUGGACUCGCUAGCAGUGCGGUAUGCAUGGGGUGCUUGGAGGUGGUAGAUCGCGCGCCUGGCUUAGGGGCUAGCGGCCAGGUGUGCGAUGGGACAGUGUUAAGGCAGGUUGGUGAAGUCCCGCAGGGUGCAGCUGAUUCCCAGAACCCAGAAGAUGGAAAACAAUUUGCAACAGCGCGGCUGGCCGAACGCCGGAGUUGCUGUACCGAAAACUUGCUGGCUGGCUGGAAGUUUGCUUAUGCGCAUUCCUCACGCUCCGGGCGCCCGGCCAGGCAAUAACACCACACAGACACACCGGAACGCCACACUCGGCGUUGCGGCUAGGUCGUGCACCCCUCUAUGCGACUGGCCUGGCAGAGUCACUGGGGGGACAAAUGUUUCGGUGCAGCACGAGGGGUGCCGUUCGGGGGUUGCGCUUCCCAGCCAAACCCGCACGCUCGGAGGGCUCCAGGAGUCGCCUGGGGCAGAGGGGUGGUAUGGGGUAUAGGCGGGGUCCCGCCGCCGGUCACCCCUCCGUGGAUUGGAUUGGCCAGAGUAGGAUUGGACCCAGCACUUGAGGAUUGGGUUUGGCCGGCCAGGGAUUGGAACACCACUUUUGGGUAUUGGGUUUGGUCGGGUGGGGAUUGGUGUCGGCACUUGAGGAUUGGGAUAGGGCAGGUGAGGAUUGCUUUGCGCACUUUCGGAUUCGGAUAGGAGAGGUGGGGAUUGGUCCUUGCAGACUGUCCUGACACCGCUGCAAUGCUGAUUCGGGUUCGUCCUUAGGGUUUUGGAUAGGGGGACCUGGAGUGCAGCGCACACUCGGCGCCCCUGGUACCCGCCCCUCAGCACCCGUGCCGCCCCCGAACUCCCCGAACCCCACCGGGGCCCUUCCACGCCUGCAAUUCAACACGGUUCGUGACGGGUUCAUAAUCGGCACUACGGUAAUGCACCGGCUGAAUACACCACUCCCCAGUCCUGACUAACCACACGAUAUCCUAACGUAAGCAAGCGAAGCCCGCGCAUUUGCCGGGGCUCUCGCACAAACAAUUUGGGCAAGUCCUUGGAAACGAGCCAAAUUGAAGUGGUUCAAAGCGGCAUUAAGCUGCAGUGCACGCCCAUGCUCGCUGGAGACCAAGGACAGGACUAUUAGUGCUCGCCCCAGAAAGUGAACCAUUGGCGCACUUCUCCAUUUUGGCCGGGGGUGGGAGACGUGAUGCCUAGAGGAACACAGCAGAUGCAAUGCAGAUCGCUGUAUCCAUAUCAAGGUCUGGAAAGGGAGAACAGGCAGGGGACAAAACUGCUUAGCUACACGCCGACACUGACGCAAACGCUGUAGACGCCGAUAUUAAUGUCCAGAUAUUGUAUGUAUUGGUGUCGUUAGUAUUAGUGACAAUUGUCAGAUGUAGAGCGAAAGGAGCAGAAUACGUUCAGACCUUCUGACCAGCUGACUGAACGCCGGGAAGACCGUGCUAUUGACGAGUGUUGCGGAACUAAUGCGUACGUAGACCAGAGCGGAAGGCGGAGUGGGCUUGCAGGCGGCACGAGAGCAGGCAGUCAGUAGCGCAAGUUGCGAAUUCACAUGUUACCUCGUAACCGACGGUAAACGCUGUGGACGGUCGCGCCCAUGGCUGGCUGACGGAAGGUGGCUGCUGUAUUGGGAUGGCUGGGCUGGACGACGCCGGCCGGGCUGGCGUUGGGACUACCAGAAAGGAUGCGCCCGAAACCAACCUGGAGAACACGUGCAACCAGGACCCGGGCCGCGGGGACUUGACCGUGGGGGACGGGGGGGGGGGGGGGGAGACUGGAGCGGAGCUGUCGCGGACGUGGGUGCGGCCUGAAACCUAUCGUGUCAGGUCGGUGCUGAGUGGAGGUUUGACGACGAGGGAGAACGACGUGGAGGAAGGAUUGGGUUUGGGACGGCAAGGAUUGGAACUUGACUUUGAGGGAUUGGGUUUGGGACUGCAGGGUUUGGAACCAGGCUUUGAGGGAUUGGGUUUGGGACGGCAGGGAUUGGAACCAGGCUUUGAGCAGUGCUCGUAUCUUCCUUCUUUUCGACAGAAAUUUGCCCAAAAAUGCCUCCGGCGGAAGAAAUUUUUGAUUCUUGUGGCCAAAAAUCUGUGGAAACGCUUCAGGUUUGGAGGGGUCUUUCUGAGAUUCGCAGAAGACAUUUUAGGGCGUUUCUGUCACUUGUCCGGGCCCAAGGCAAGGGUGACUGAGGUUCCCCAGGAAACUCUAUCU
Molecule: messenger RNA, 3256 nt
Organism: Chlamydomonas reinhardtii
Lineage: Eukaryota; Viridiplantae; Chlorophyta; Chlorophyceae; Chlamydomonadales; Chlamydomonadaceae
Exons: 1
Coding region: 89-283 (64 amino acids)
Source: RefSeq, a predicted model, not a curated record